Messenger RNA from Trypanosoma rangeli, 1041 nucleotides. RefSeq names its product nuclear protein Tc22. Lineage: Eukaryota; Euglenozoa; Kinetoplastea; Trypanosomatida; Trypanosomatidae. The record is from RefSeq and is a predicted model, not a curated record. Bases 1 to 1041 code for a protein of 346 amino acids. The transcript has a single exon. Gene Ontology annotation, molecular function: protein binding.
AUGGUUCAAGGUGGUGUGGUGGAAAUUCCUCCCGACUUUGUUCCCUUGGAGCACGUUUGUCGGGCCAUGAGGAAUGCGGACUGCCGCACCCCGGUUAUUUUUUUCUACGAAGAUGGUGACCCCUUCCUUUCUCUGUGCAAAAUUGCCAAGGAGGUGCAAUCCGUCGUGUGGCACUUUGACCUCGUGCUUAUGAAAAGCAUUCAAAAUGCCAUGGACUACGUCGAUGUGGGAACCCAAAACGGGGACUGGGUGCUUAUCACUCACUGUGAGGAGGCUGAGCAGAGCCUCUUUCGCGACAUUGCACUUAGGGUUUUUCUUCUGAAGCCAGAACCGAAGAAGUACCCCCGGCGAGAGUUUUUUCGGUGCUUGUUUUGCGUUGAUAAAGCCUUUGAUAUUGAGGGAACCGCAAAGUUGCCUUUUCCACCUGUCAUCCUCAAAAAUUCCAUCAUUGCAAGGCGCAUUGGUGAUCACUCCUCGAAAUGGUCCGUUAAACUUCCCUCGGAUGCCAAAUACCUGGAAAUUGCGGCGUUAAAGCGCGAGCGACGUCGCGAGGCCGGUCGUGAUAGCGACAGUGAAACCGACCUAAGCGAAGAUGAAAAGUUGUCUGGUAUGUGGUUUUACCGCUCGGUGGAACUAAAUAAUGCUGUGGAUGACUCCCCGUUAACCAGGGCAGAGGAGGAAAUGCAAAUUGCGCUGGAUGAGGAGGAUGUAGACACUAUUAAACGCCUUAUCACGGACGGAAAGAUUGGGGUGUCGAAGAUCAUCAAGUGGGGCAUGACGCCGCUUCAAUACGCAUGCUCAAGGGAAAAUGUCAAGGCUGCGAAGUGCCUGCUUGACUGCGGCGCAGACCCCAACCAGCCGCGUCAAAGUGAUGGGUGUCCUCCCAUAUUUAUGUCACUUGAAGAUGCGUCGCUUGUGGAGGCCUUGGUAGAACAUGGCGCAGACUUGUUUCAGACCUACCAGGGAUGGCGGAUAGACGCCCACCCUGACACAUCGCCGCACAUAGCGCGAAUGACGAGAAGAAUGAGAGCGAACAUGUAA